AUGGGUAACUGCUGGAGCCUGUGUCAAGGAAAUAGACGUCAUCAAAGCACUUUACAUGAACGUGCAUCUUUGUUGCAUUCAAAGCACGUUUCCUCAUCUUGUCCAUGUCGGUCAGAACAAACACUUUCUAGCGCAGAUCUAGCUUUAGAAGAACAGGAGGUUCUUUCUAAGAUUGUUUUAAAUGCAUCGGAAAGGUUAAUUAAUAUGUAUGCUUUGACAUCAGAAAAACCAUCACUUCCAGACACAUCAGGAUUGAAAAUGGAUGAUUUAAAACGAUUAGAACAAUUAACAGCACCAGAAAUACCGAUAUAUAAUGGGUUGAUUAGUAUAGGAAUGACUCGUAAAGAAUUGGAGUUAAUGGAUGGUGUUGCAAAGUUGGUAAAGGAAGCGAUAAAGGAAAUAAAAACGAUUAAAAAUGUUGGUCAAGUGAUUGUUAAACUUGAUGAGUCGAGAAAAACAGGUUGA
This is a messenger RNA of Pneumocystis murina B123, 465 nucleotides long. RefSeq lists its product as hypothetical. Lineage: Eukaryota; Fungi; Ascomycota; Pneumocystomycetes; Pneumocystales; Pneumocystaceae. Bases 1 to 465 code for a protein of 154 amino acids. The record is from RefSeq and is a predicted model, not a curated record. The transcript is spliced from 5 exons.